Arachis ipaensis is the source of this 1953-nucleotide messenger RNA. Its product is annotated as trihelix transcription factor DF1. NCBI's taxonomy places the organism in Eukaryota, Viridiplantae, Streptophyta, Magnoliopsida, Fabales, Fabaceae. The record is from RefSeq and is a predicted model, not a curated record.
AAAGCCUUUAGAGUAUUCACCCUCUCUCUUCUAAUUAUUAUUAUUAUUAUUAUUUUUUCUCUAUAUAGCUAUAUGCAGCUUGAGGACUCAUCAAUCCUCUCUCUCAUCAAUAAUAAGCCAGUUAUGGCGGUUACGGCGGUGGCGGCACCGGAUGAAGAUGGUGUCAAGGGUGGUGGUGGUGAAGUGGUGGUUGGUAUGGAAGAAGAAGAAGAAGAAGUAGUGAAUGCAACAAAUUCAAGUGAAGAGAAUAAUAGUAAUAAUAAGGGAAGAGAAGAAGAAGAAGGUGGUGGUGGUGGUCGCGACGACGGCGGCGAUAAGAUGAGCUUUGGUGGAAACCGGUGGCCACGGCAAGAAACUUUGGCUCUCUUAAAGAUAAGGUCAGAUAUGGAUUCAGUGUUUCGUGAUUCAACUCUCAAAGGUCCACUAUGGGAAGAAGUUUCAAGGAAAUUAGGAGAAAUUGGAUACAAGAGAAGUGCAAAGAAAUGCAAAGAAAAAUUUGAGAAUGUGUAUAAGUAUCACAAGAGAACCAAAGAAGGUAGAACUGGAAAAUCUGAAGGAAAAACCUACAAGUUCUUUGAUCAAUUACAAGCACUUGAGAAUCACAAUCAAUUCAAUAAUACACACCCUCCUCCAAAAUCAUCACAACCUCUUUUGCCAACAAACCCUACUUUAGUAAAUUCUUCGGCACUGCCGUCAACAACUGUGACUGCAGCAGUCACAACCAACAACAUAAGUAGUACUACUUUUGCACCACAUUCCUUUCCUAAUAACAACAGCAUGAACCUUUUUUCAUCACCAUCGUCGUCACCAUCGUCGUCAACAGCUUCAGAUGAAGGGUUGGAAGAGAGGUACAAGAAGAAGAGGAAAUGGAAGGACUACUUCAGGAAGCUGACUAGGCAAGUCCUUGCAAAGCAAGAGGAGAUGCAAAAUAGGUUCUUUGCAAGAGAUGUCAAGAAUCGCCAAUGAACACGACGUACUUGUGCAAGAGAGGUCAACAGCUGCAGCCAAAGAUGCAGCUGUUAUCGCUCUUUUGCACAAGUUAUCCGGCCACGAAACACAAUCACCACAGACACAGACACAGAUACAGAAACAACAAACAAUUAAGGCAAAGAAUAGUAGUAGUAGAGAAAUAGUUGAAAGAAUGAGUUGUUCUUCGUCUUCAAGGUGGCCAAAGGGUGAAGUUCAUGCAUUGAUAAGGCUAAGAACAAGUCUUGAUUCAAAGUACAUGGAGAAUGGACCAAAAGCUCCAUUAUGGGAGGAUAUAUCAGGUGGAAUGCAGAGAUUAGGGUACAACCGAAGUGCGAAGAGAUGCAAAGAGAAAUGGGAGAAUAUAAACAAGUACUUCAAGAAAGUGAAGGAGAGUAACAAGCAAAGGCGUGAAGAUAGCAAGACUUGUCCCUAUUUUCAUGAGCUUGAAGCUCUUUACAAAGACAAGAUUAGCAACAACACCUCCUUUGGAAGUUUCCAGAAUAAUAUGGAGCCUUUGAUGGUUCAGCCUGAGCAACAAUGGAGGCCACCACCUGAAUCCAACAAGGACAACAAUAAUGAAUCAAAUGAAGAAGAAGAAGAAGAAGAGUACGAUGAUGAUGGUGUUGAAGAAGAAGAAGAAGAUAGUGUUGGAGAAGAAGAAGAAGGAUUGAACCGUUAUCAGAUUGUGACAAAUAAAGUUUCAUCAGUGGACACAGUUGAAUAAUAAUGAGACAAGAUAAGGAAGUUUCUGAAUGGUGGAGGCAUAUAGUAACUUAUUUCAUAUACUCUUUAUUUUAAGGUGAAAACCAGGUGCAGUCGACUUCACAUGAAGUUGAUAGCUGAGAGCUGUUAGAUGGUUUGAUUGAUUCAACUAUCAACUUCACGUGAAGUCGACUGCAUCUGAGUUUCCACCUUAUUUCAAUUUCAAUUUCAAUAUUUUUUUUUUUCUGGGGAGGGAGGGAUUAUAAUUAAGAAUGUUACUGG